AUGAAAGAUAAAGAAAAUAAAGCGUCCCCAUCGACAGGCGAAAAACGAGAGGCUCCAGAUGGCGCUGUUCAGAAAUCCGAGAGUUUUCAAGAAAGAAGCUCAAGAAGCUCGAGGGGCUGCUCUAGAAGAAGCUCGAAAGAAAGAAAGAAGCGAAAGGUUUCACAAGAAAAACGGAAUGCACAUUUUCUGCGAGCGGCAAGAUCUGGAAAUGUGGAGAAAUUUCAAUUCUAUGUUGAAGAAAAAGUCGAUAUCAACACUGUGAAUACAAAUGGUUUAUCCGCACUUCAUCUCGCAAGUAAGGAGGGUCAUCAAACGAUCGUAAUCGAGCUACUCUCGCUAAAAGUAGACGUCAACAAGACGACGAAUCGAGGCAACACAGCUCUGCAUAUCGCCAGUCUAGCGGGACAGGACUCGAUCGUGGAGAAACUCAUCGAAGCAGGGGCGAAUCCGAAUUUACAGGCGCACGGUGGAUUCACGCCGCUGUAUAUGGCGGCGCAGGAAGGACAUGCCGAUAUUGUCAAACAGCUCUUAGCAGCCAAAGCAAACCAGUCAAUUCCGACAACAGAUGGAUUCACUCCCCUUGCAGUUGCCCUCCAAGAAAACCGCCACGAUGUCGUGAAUCUCCUUCUAGAAGACGAUGUCAAGGGAAAAGUAAAACUUCCCGCCCUCCACAUCGCUGCCCGAAAGAAUGAUGUCAAGGCUGCUGCUCUUUUGCUGCAGAAUGAACCAAAGAAUGAAACGGAAGAGGUUUUGAUUGUGAACAGAACGACUGAGUCUGGCUUUACCCCACUUCAUAUUGCCGCGCAUUAUGGAAAUCUAGGAAUCGCAUCGCUUCUUGUUUCCCGGUCCGCUGGAGUCAAUUUCGUCGCGAAAAACGGCAUCUCGCCUCUUCACGUGGCUUCAAAGCGCGGUCACGUGGGAGUGGUCAAAAUGCUCUUAGAAAAAGGAGCGAGUAUAGCUGCAACAACACGUGAUGGGCUUACUCCUUUGCAUUGUGCAGUUCGGCACGGUCAUUUGAGAGUGGCGGAAAUUCUUCUAGACAAAGGAGCGAAACCCAUGGUCACGGCUAAUGGCCUCACUCCUCUUCAUAUGGCAGCGCAAGGAAACCAUGAAGGCUGCGUGGGAAAACUGAUCAAAUGCGGCUAUUCUGUCGAUUCGAAAACGCACGAUCUGUUGACUCCCCUCCACAUUGCUGCCCAUUGCGGACACUUGACCACUGCCAAGCUUCUUCUCCAAAAAGGGGCGGAUCCGAAUGCUGUGGCGAUGAAUGGUUUUACCCCUCUUCAUGUUGCUGCGAAGAAAAAUCGGUUCGAAGUGGUGAAAUUGCUGCUUGAAAACAAGGCAAAAAUUGAAGCGGUGACUGAAAGUGGCCUGACUGUACUGAUGGUUGCGACGUAUGCGGACAACUUGGCCGUGGUAAAGGUCCUAACCGAAGCUGGAAUAGCCCUCGACGCCCUAAACUCUCGAGGAGAAACGGCGUUGCAUGUGGCAGCGAGAAAUGAGCUCAAGACAAAUCACGUGCUCGAUCAUUUAGUGAAAUUGGGCGCGGAUGUCAAUGUGCGCGGCGAGGAUGCUAAUGGAGUCAUUCAUUUGGCAGUGCGAUCGGGCUCCGUUUCUUCCGUCAAGAAUCUGAUCGAAGCUGGGGCGAGGAUUAAUGAGAAGGUUGAGUCUUCUGGAUAUGCGCCGGUUCAUUAUGCCAGCAAGGAUGGAAAUUUGGAGAUGGUGCAACUUCUAUGUUCGAAGGGGGCUGACCUGUCGUCAAAAACCAAGAAAGGCUUCACCGCAUUCCAUAUGUGCGCAAAAUACGGACACCGUCAGUUGGUUCGAUAUUUGGCGGAAGCAGGUGCGCAAAUCAAUGAAGUGGCUCUUGGCGGUCUGACUGCACUCCACAUCGCCGCGCAUUAUGGUCACGUGGAGGUGGUCAAAGAUCUUGUUGGAGUCGGAAUCGACAUUUCUCUCCAAGCUCAAAAGACCGGCCACGAUGCGUUGCAUGUUGCUUCCCGACUUGGAAACGAAGAAAUUGUUCGAUUCCUCCUUGAUUCCGGCGCAAAACCAGAUUCGACUAUCAAACAGGGCUUCACAUCUGCCCAUCUCGCUGCUUUCGGUGGCCAUGCAAAUGUCCUACAAGUUCUUGUCGAUGCCAAUGCUGAUCUAGAAUUUGCCGCGAAAAAUGGCCUCGCUCCAAUUCAUCUCGCAGGGCAAGUGGGAAAUCUCGAAUGCGUCAAGUUCUUCUUGGACAAAGGCUGCUCGCUCGGACUGACAAAAUCUGGCUGUUCUGUUCUCCAUCUUGUCGCUCACUAUGGACACGAAUCUCUUGUCGAUGAGCUUCUCAGACACGCUGAUGACGAUGAACUCAACAGAAAAAAUGACGCUGAUUUCACCCCGCUUCACCAUGCCGCGCAAGGAGGCCAUCUCGGCGUUUACAAGCUUCUUGUUGAAGCUGGAGCUCGGCAAGACAUUGUCUCUUCUUCUGGAAUGCGUCCGAUUGACAUUGCGAAGCGGCUUGGUUAUGUUUCCAUUGCUGCUGAAUUCGACCUCGAGGAUGUGAAUAAAGAGGAAGCGACAAGCGAGGGCGGAAAUGAUGACCAAUGGUCCGCGACUUCAAGCAAAAUGAUUAUACCAGAGAGUCUUCAAGAAUCCUUCCAGAAUGAGUUGAAACAGCUGUCUGAUGAUGAGGAGGAAGCACCACAAGACUUCAAAGUGAUGACUGACGACUCCCUUCUCGGCAAAUCCUACUCUCUCAACUCAAUGCAGCAUUCUAAGAGCCUGAAUCAAUAUUCCCGAAGGGUCGACCCGUUGGACGAGGUCAUCGACGAUGAGGAAAAACAGUCUGGAUUCCUUGUCAGUUUCAUAGUCGACGCAAGAGGCGGAAUUAUUUCUUCAAGAAGACAUCCGGAGCUGAAAUUUUUUAUUCCAGAGGGCUCUUGUCCAGCGCCAACGAGAAUAACUUGCAGAAUCGCGAGAUCGACGAAACCGCCACUAUCGGAAGCAGAGAACCAGGCGACUUCGGUGGUGGAGGUUGCUCCUCACCCAAUGCACUACGAAAGAAUACCGCCAGUUCGCGAAGACGAAGGCGUCUGUGCUCCAUUGUUGCACAUGUCCCCGUCUCAGCAGUUUCAAGGCCCCGUGGCAAUUGAUGUUCCACAUUUCGGCACAACAGUCGGCGGCAGAAGAGAAGUAUUUGUCCUAUCCAGCAACGACGGUCUAAAAUGGCAUGAACAUCCGUCCCUUUCCAGCGAAGAAUUCAAAGAGUCCAUUUCUCCCGAAGACAUGGAAGAGCCAAAGGAAUUCGUGCAUCGCAUUAUCACAACAGAUUUCCCGAAAUACUUCGCUCUUGUUUCACGACCAACUGUGGAGUAUGGAAUGAUGGGACCAGAAGGCGGUGAACUUUCUAUCCGCGCAGAGGAUAAAGACGGAAUCGCCUCGUUUCCCGAGAAUGCUUUGGUGAAAAAAAUCCGCGUCGCGCUUCAGACGCUCCCCAUCAAUCCCGAAGUCGUGAAAAAAUAUGCAGAUGGAAAGCUUUAUUGCGGCGCAGUUUUGACCGUCGAGCCUAGACGUCGGAAAUUCCACAAACUCAUUAAUCUCAGCAUUCCGAGCCCGGCAAAGGACGAGCAUGCUUCUGGGCUUAGGCUUCUUUACAGCUUGACGGAGGGAAAUGAACAGGCAGAAUGGGAGGAUCUGACGAAUUCGGUCGAUUUCUGCGUGACGAAGAAUGGAUGCUUGAGCUUCAUGACAAAUGUAUCAGCGCGCUUUUGGGCGAUUCAAGUACUCGAUCCAGAGAUUAUUCCAGAUCUCGAGCCGCUCGCUACGGCAAUUUAUAAAGAGGCGAUUAAAAUACCGUACAUGACGACAUUUUCUGUUUGCUUGAAUACCAUUGAUCAGGUUGCUGGCGAAGUUCGACUUACAAUCAUCUGCGGCACAAGAAACGAAGCUCCUUCUGAUCCUCGCCUUGUAGAACUCGCCAGAAGCAAACCAAUCGAAGUUCAUCAAGAUGCGAGCAUUUGGAUCGACGUCAUUGGCGACAUUUCUCCACACUCCGACGAUGCUCAAAAGGGACAAGCAUGGUUUACCUUCCAUCCAUUUGAAGAGACCCAGCUCAAUCUCCGAUUCAAGCCUUCUAUAACAACUGGCGACAAUUUAGACUUCCGCGUUUGUUUCUACCCUGAACCACGUGGCGGCGGAAAAGAGCCUAUUUGCGGGCUCAACUGCGAAGUACGAAACAACCGCGAAGAGUCGCCAGAAGAAUGCCAGCUUGAUACAGUGUCAGUUCAUAGCUCCAAUACGUACACUUAUCUAGUGCCACCUGAUACAAUUGAGGUUUCGGAUGACGAGCAUCAAGAAACCGACCGUGGACGAUCCUGCGGGGGCGACGAAGAAGAGCCUCCAAUCACACCAGAUGAUCUUUUUCGCGACAUUCAAGAGGUCAAGUCAAAACUUGCCGAAGUCAGGCAGUUGCUUGAGGGCAGAUCAGGAUCGACCAGUGGUAUGACUUGUAGCCAAUCAGAAAUGCAUUUGAGUGGCUACAAAGUAAGCACACCUGUGGGCACGCCGAUGAAAAUUGAUGAAAAUACAGAAUUGAUGGACUCCGUUUUCGGGACAAUCUGCAACGAAGAUGAACAUGGCGUGCUUGAAGAAAUGGAAAAGCUUCGAUCAAAGUUUAACGAGCGACGCUCGCCUGAGGGCGCGCCAUCUUUUUCCCAAAAUCCGGAAAUGACCAAACUCGCCGGUAUCUUCCAAGCCCGCGUCGAGCAAGAACUGAAAGAAAAAGAACAAGAGCGGCUGAUCGCAAAGACCGCGAAUGAAAUUUUCAACGAAACAUUCGAAAGCAUCAUCCGCGAGAACAGCCAAUCGCAGAAAAAGAGGAUGUCGAUCAAAGACAGAAUUGCAUCGAUCGAGACGGGAGAGUGGCGUUUUAGUUCAGACGACGAGGCCGACGAGAAAAAAUCCCAAACCAAGGAAAAUCGAAAUACCGACCUUGAAGAAGUCAACCCCUUCGCCAUGAACUCCGACAUGCCGAUUGAGGGCGAGGAUGAAGAAAUCGCCGAAUUCAAGGCAGCAGAAACCAUCCCUGAAAUGAUGAAAAUGACUGAAACAGCCUUUGACGAAGCGGAAAAUAUCAUCGCCUCGGCUGAAACACGGCUGGGUGAAGCUUGGGAUCAUACUCAAAAGAUUUUGGAGAGGAAUGAUGGGGAAGAAUCAGAUGAAGUUGAUACAGUGACAGGAGAAAACAGCAGCAAAAAUACUUCUGAGUCGUACAACACCGCCGUUUCUGAUAUUCGCGAUCCAGAUAUCGGCUCAAUCGAGGAUCAGAUUCUCAAAGCAGCAAACGCGUGCUUCGUUCUCCGCGCUUUUUGGAGAUCCUGUCCCCCAGAGCCGAAUCGAUGCUCAACUUUUGAUCAUGAUGUUCAGAAAAUGACAGUAAGCUCAUCUUCAUCAAUGGACGAUGUUUUUGAGCAAGAACUCAAUACAGUAGCACUGGAUCUAUCGCUGAAGAUUAUCCAGGAUUCGAUUGAAGAGCUCCAGACGGAAAUCUCACAAAUUGACUCCGUCGAAAAAGCUGCAAUGAAUCUACUUGAUGACAUCAUUCCUUCUGUCGUGAAAGAAAUCAAGGAGGAAAACGAUGCGAAAAUCGAUCGAAGCGAAAUGGUACAAAAUUGGCUGAACGACAAGGGCCAAUCCGUUGAUACAGUCAUUUGGCGCAAUCAGAGCGAGGAAAACGAGUGCGAUUCCGUCUGUGAAAAUAACACGUCUUAUGAAUCUGACGAAGAAUCCAUCGUGACAAGAACCCUCCCUCUUGACAUGAAAAGCUACGGGUCUUUUGAUCAAGCAACAUCGUUGACAGAAACUGCUGUAGCUGAGCAUAACUUGGUCGAAGCCUUAGUCAAUAACGCGAUCAUGAGUUCCAUCACUGAAAUCAAGCGCGAAUACGAUUUUGUCCGACAAGUCCAGCUCAAAGAAUGCGUCAACAAGCUCGUCCUGGACGCCAUCGGCUCAGCGAUUCUAGAAUCAAAGGAAGAAUCCGACUCCCCGCAAGAAACUCAGCGUGAAGAAAAGUGUCAUCUUCAUCGAGAAAUUUCAGAAGAUACGACCAUCGAAGCUCGCUACGAAAUCGCUAGCUCAAGCGACUCUGAGGGCGCUCCUGAGCUCGACGAGCCGAUCGAAAAAGGCCCCUGCAAGUAUCUUCUCAAGCGCGAUUCUUGCGAGCAAUUUCGAUUACGUAACAGCCGAACUUGCCCAGACCGUCAUUCAGCUAAUUUCGCAUCAGUAGAUGAAGAGGAUGAGAGCGAUGAUUUUCGAAAAGUGUCCUUCGGAAGCUGUAAGAUCUACAGCUACAAAGUAGCGAACAGUGUGGACUUGGACGAUGUGCCGGAAAUGGACGAUGACGAUUUGGAGAGUCUGAUCGAAUCGGAAGCAGAACUCUACCAAGAAAUCUCUAAAGCAGAGCGAAUCUUGCAGGAAACCGCUGAAAAACUCGUCUCGAAAGCGAUCAAUUCAUCGCUCAUCGACCUCUACUCUGAUCGUAACUCAAUGGCGUCUUCAGACUCUGACGAUCGAGAAAGCCCAGCCACCUUGCUAAACGAAUUGCCUGAUCCAUCGGAUUUUGUCUACACUUCUCUUGGAUCAAACUGCAGCUCGAUCGCUGGCGAGAGCCACGGCAUGCUCCGAUUGGAUUCGAUCGCUGAAGAGAGUGAGCACUCGGAAUGUUCGCUAAGAAGCUCAAGCUCGAACAACCUUGGUUUGAUGCAAAAUAUCGAGCAAGCCUCGACCAAUAGAACAGUUUCAUACGGUCAAGAAUCCGUCGAAAUCGCCGAGUACUUCAACAACACAGAAGAAUCAUCAAUGACUCAAUCGCCAAUCAAGAUGUUUGUUCAUCAAGGUUCCCUGCAGCAUCAACCUUCUUACACCGGCUCUGCAGACUCAGCAUUGUCAGAUGUUGAAUCUCAAUCGCUUCUUGGUGGAAACAAUUCUCCUUAUUUCCGCCCUCAAUCACCAACGCCCCCUGCCUCUCGCCUUUCCGGCGAGAAUCACAAGAAUCGAGCAAUGGCUUGGACAAGGGAAGAGUCCCGGGAUUGGAGAUCUAGCGACGAUGAUUCAGCUCAAGAAUCGAUCGGAACAUCUCCGCUUUUUAAUAGAAUCCAAAAGCGUACCACGCCAUUCCCAUUUGGUUCAAGAUCAUCGACGAUGGAUUUGGACGACGGUCCAAUCGAGACUCCAGAACAACAGGGUUCGACCGAACAGCUACCAAUUCAGCCUCGUGCUGGGUUCAAUUGGUUCUCAACGACGCUUGAUGAAGAUGACGAAGCAGAAGAGCUUAUUACAGGAUCAGGAGCUCAAGGAUCAACAUCUCAGCAUCAAGAUCAAACGAUGGACUUCGAAAUCGCCAGCUCUAUCGCUUCUUUCGAUACAGUUAUCGAGCGAGAGAAUGAAAACGUUGACGACGGAACUAUCGACGAAACGACUUCAACCGGCUCUUCUCCGUCGAUCAUUAAUUUGAAAGACGGAGGUUUUCCAGAAAGCGAAGUAGAGAGCAAUUACCCAGCCAGUGAUGAUUUCGACCUGGUGCAAGUUCAGCCGCCAACACCCACUGACGGCUGCAGCCGAACCUUAUCUCCUGAACUGAUUCCUCAAGAAGAACCGGAAGUGGACAAGAAAAGAUACGACUACGAUCCGAUUGAGCGAAAACAAUCCGUGGCCGAUCUUUUGGUUGAAAAAAUGGAAGCACAGCUCAACUCCGUCGCAUUUUCUGUCGAUGAACCGUGCGAAGCGCCCCCUGGAGAGACUCAAUUUGACAAAUUUCUAGAGGAUAUGCAGCGGGAUUUCAGCCCUGAUUCGGAUAUUGAGACUUCUGUUUCCAACGAGACUGCUGUGGAGAAAAUUUCGGACAUUGAGUCGAACGAAGAUGAACAUUCAGAAAAACAGGAAGAUCUUUCUCCUCAUCACGAGUUCGAUCAUUACGGAGAAGAAGAGAUUAACAUGCUCGCGAGAAUGCUUGACAACAUAGCAACUGAUCUUGUCGCAAGUUGCUUAGAUGAUGUCGUUCAUUCUGAAAGGCUUUCCUGCCAAACUCUUCGAGAAAAAUUCAAGCAACAAUUGAGUAGCGCUGAAAUUGCCGAUGAAUUUGAUCCGAUCCCGAGAAGAGGAUCAACAGGAGAGAGCAAUCCUGAAGGCUUGCAGCGAAGAGACACGGGUAUCCAUGAUCUGAUGGCACCCGUCGAGGCGAAACCUGUCAAGCGCUCUUCUCUGGAGAUAUUCGACGAAGAAGACGAAGACGAAGAAGAGAAUGAUUCUGAGAACAUUGGCGUUUCUAGAAAAUCACCCCAUGAAGAACCACCAGCCGAGCCGACCUUUUCCACUUUUAUCAGCACAACUGAAGAGACAGUUGUUCCGGGAAAAGUUGUCAGUGAAUACAUGACUGUCGGCGGCGAAGCAGCGGAUGCGAACGUAACGAUGCGAGAAUUCGGCUUUCAGAAUCCCUAUUUUGACAUGUCAAAAUCGAUCUCGCUAGAAUCCAGCUCAAGAGGGGAUACGAAUGAGCAGAUUUCUUCGCCAGCGAUGUUUGCUUCUGAAAAUACACAGGAGCUCCCAAGCGUUCCAGAAGAAUCGCAAGAACCACCAAAAGAUCCCUUUACAACAGAAGCGCCCGAGUCCGAGCGAGGUGAUGACAUGGAAAGUCUCAACUCAACAUUUUCGCCAUCGAGCUCGAUUCUCGAUUUUCGUCAGGACCCGCGUAAUACUCAGUCUCUCACUGGAUCGAUUGAGCGUCGAUUGAGAUGCACUUCUCGCUCCUCAGCCUCAACUUUGAGUUCCGGAUCAUCCCUCAGUCGACGGUCGAAAUAUUCAGAUUCGACGAUUGUUUCUAGAAACCGCAAAAAAUGCUCAGGAAGUGCACCACCUUCUUCUGAUCGCUUUUUGCAACUCAAAAGUGGCGUCUUUACCUACAGGAUGAGCCCCGACGAAGAAAAUCGCUUCGGACGAUCAAAAUCAUCGAACACCGUCGAGCGUCCACGAAGCGAUUUGAUCUGCUACUCGGACUCCGAGGAGAUUUUCAAGCCAGCAGCGAGCGAGCCUUCGCUUUCAAUGAGCACUGGAGAUCUUUCAAGCCCAAAGGCGACCAAUCUCAAUCGAUCAAACAACAGCUCGUCCAGUCGAUUGUCAAUUGGCGAAAUCAUAUUCGGGCAGAGCUCGAACUCCACCUCUGCGACUUCUUCAAGCUACAACUCUGCGAUGAUGUACUGA
Molecule: messenger RNA, 9237 nt
Organism: Oikopleura dioica
Lineage: Eukaryota; Metazoa; Chordata; Appendicularia; Copelata; Oikopleuridae
Source: the annotation of a GenBank genome assembly